AGGAAAGAUGAAGACGAUCACUCUGAGCUUCCUGCUGGGUCUGCUGGCUGCAGUUUACUGCAUGCCGUUAUCUCAGGGCACUGAUGAACAGUUAGCAGAGAACUACCUGAAGAAGUUUUACAACCUGACAGAAAACUCUGGUCCAACAGCCAGAGUUGGCAUCAGCCAGAUGACCAAGAAGCUAAUCGAGAUGCAGAAAUACUUUGGUCUUCAGAUCACAGGGACUCUGGAUGCUGACACCCUGAACAUGAUGAAGAAGCCUCGCUGUGGUGUUCCAGAUGUAAAUGCUGCUCAUUUCUCUACUUAUGGAGGCGAUCUGAAAUGGCAGACCAACAAACUCACCUACAGAAUAGAGAACUACACACCUGACAUGUCUCAGGAAGAGGUGGACGAUUCUAUUGAGAAAGCUCUGCAGGUGUGGGCCAAAGUCACUCCUCUGACCUUUACAAAGAUGAACAGCGGCACGGCUGACAUCAUGAUCUCUUUUGGUAGUGGGGCACAUGGGGAUUAUUACCCCUUUGAUGGUCCUGAUGGUACUCUUGCACACGCCUUUGCUCCUGCCCCUGGAAUUGGAGGAGAUGCUCAUUUUGAUGAGGAUGAAACUUUCACGUUUCGCUCAAACUCUGGCUACGUCCUCUUCAUGGUUGCUGCUCACGAGUUUGGCCACUCUCUGGGCUUGUCCCACUCUAAUGACCCUGGUGCUCUCAUGUACCCCACCUACACAUACAGAAACCCUGACACCUACGUUCUGCCACGCGAUGAUGUCAGAGGCAUCCAGUCCCUCUAUGGUGCAAACACGGAUCCUAUUCCUCCUGGACCCACUGCUCCCAUCACUCCUGAUGCUUGUGAUUCCACCAUGGUCCUGGAUGCUGUUGCCACUCUGCGAGGAGAAAUGCUCUUCUUCAAAGACAGCUUCUUCUGGCGCAUCUACCCUCAGAGUUCUACACCUCAGCAGAGUCUCAUCACAAACUUCUGGCCCAAUGCUCCUGAAAACAUUGAUGCUGCUUUUGAGAGCUCACAGUCCGACAGAGUUUUUCUUCUUAAAGACCAAAGAGUGUGGGCCUUUAGUGGCUAUGACCUCGUUCAUGGCUAUCCCAAAUCCAUUUCCAGCUUUGGUUUGCCCAGAACAGUCAAGAAAAUAGAUGCAGCUCUCCAUAAUCCAGAAACUGGCAAGACCCUCUUCUUUGUCGGCACCAACUACUACAGUUAUGAUGAGACUACAAAGACUUUGGACCGUGGUUUUCCUAAACGAGUGGAUGACACCUUCUCUGGCAUGACUGGUCGGGUGACAGCAGCUCUACAGUACAGAGGGUUUGCUUACCUCUACAGUGGACCCUACAUGCGUGAGUACGGCCUGAGGUCCGGGAGAAUGUUGCGUGUGCUGGAAAACAACUACUUCCUGCCUUGCACCAACUUCUAAAUCAGAUAAACCCUCUUAAUGACAAUGAA
Molecule: messenger RNA, 1449 nt
Organism: Nematolebias whitei (Rio pearlfish)
Lineage: Eukaryota; Metazoa; Chordata; Actinopteri; Cyprinodontiformes; Rivulidae
Product: collagenase 3
Exons: 10
Coding region: 8-1420 (470 amino acids)
Biological process (GO): collagen catabolic process; proteolysis; extracellular matrix organization
Cellular component (GO): extracellular matrix
Molecular function (GO): zinc ion binding; metalloendopeptidase activity
Source: RefSeq, a predicted model, not a curated record